AAACUAGAAGCCGGCGGGAACAUCCUGGAGAGCAGCCGGUUCGCUCGUGGCAGCCUAAGUUUCCUGCCCGCAGAGAGCUAAAAAAGGACAAAGGACAUACACACAGCCAUGGACUGGGGAUCGCUCCAAGCCAUCUUAGGAGGUGUAAACAAACAUUCUACGAGCAUUGGGAAGAUCUGGCUUACUGUCCUGUUCAUUUUCCGCAUCAUGAUUCUUGUAGUAGCUGCAGAAAAGGUCUGGGGAGAUGAACAACAAGAUUUUAAUUGUAAUACUCUACAACCAGGAUGCAAAAAUGUCUGCUAUGAUGAGAAAUUCCCCAUUUCUCAUGUUAGACUCUGGGCUCUGCAACUCAUUUUUGUGUCCACUCCUGCACUUUUGGUGGCAAUGCAUGUUGCCUACAGAAAGCAUGAAAAGAAACGACGGUGCAGAGACAAAACUGACAUUGAAAAUCUGAAAUGGCAAAAGUUUCAUAUUGAGGGCCCCUUAUGGUGGACAUACACCAGCAGCAUUUUCUUCCGAAUUGUCUUUGAAGCUGUCUUCAUGUAUACAUUUUAUUUCAUGUAUGAGGGGUACACAAUGCCACGCUUAGUGCAAUGUGAAAGUUGGCCUUGUCCAAAUAAAGUAGACUGCUUUGUUUCCCGACCUACUGAGAAAACCAUGUUUACUAUUUUCAUGCUGGCUGUGUCAGGUAUCUGUAUUCUCUUGAAUGUGGUGGAGUUGUCUUACUUAGUGCUCAAGUUUUGCAUGAGAAAACCUAAAAACAUCAAAUCUCUGCCCAGCCAUUAGACACUCAUGCACCUCAUUUUGCAUUGAUUUCAGAAAAUGGUCAACAAAAUUUCUAGACUCCUUGACUAUUAUAUGAUGCAAUUAUUUAAGGGCCAUUUUGCUCUGACCAAUAUUAACACCAAUGUCCACAACAAAGCAGCACUUAAUUCUUAUUACAUGAAACUACUCCAAGUUCUUCCUGUUGCUGAAAGGAGCUU
Messenger RNA from Heteronotia binoei (common prickly gecko), 983 nucleotides. Its product is annotated as gap junction beta-6 protein-like. The record is from RefSeq and is a predicted model, not a curated record. Gene Ontology annotation, biological process: cell communication. NCBI's taxonomy places the organism in Eukaryota, Metazoa, Chordata, Lepidosauria, Squamata, Gekkonidae. Bases 109 to 786 code for a protein of 225 amino acids. Gene Ontology annotation, cellular component: connexin complex. The transcript is spliced from 2 exons.